Messenger RNA from Anoplopoma fimbria (sablefish), 3041 nucleotides. RefSeq names its product lysosomal associated membrane protein 1b (gene lamp1b). Bases 355 to 1113 code for a protein of 252 amino acids. NCBI's taxonomy places the organism in Eukaryota, Metazoa, Chordata, Actinopteri, Perciformes, Anoplopomatidae. The record is from RefSeq and is a predicted model, not a curated record. Gene Ontology annotation, cellular component: membrane. The transcript is spliced from 6 exons.
UGUUCCUUAAAGCCUCUGUCACGUGAUCCUGAUGUUAGUCCUAUUUUUCUGUAGCGGCGGUGAUAAAGUGUGAGCUAAAUCAACCUCACAGCUAGCAUAUGCAAACACAACACGUUUAGACUCGUAAGCAGAGACGUUGGUGUUUGUUUUGGGGAGAGAACAGCUGCUUUAUCAUCCCGACAAAUCAGUGCGCUCGACUUUUUAUUUCUCCCUUCGCUGUUGUUGUUGUUGUCAGGCUAACGCUAGCCGAGCUAGCACAGCAGCUGCUAAGCUAACGUAAGCUAACGUGGCCGCGUCUCUGUUGUGCUGCUGUGAUUUGGCCCCGACGAGCAGCCGGAGAGGAGCCGCGGAAACAUGACGCAUAUCGGCGGGGUGCAGUCAUGGUGCCUGGGAGUCACGUUACAGCUGGUGUUGGCGGCCGUCCUGCACCAGGGUUUAGCUACAGUUGCCCCACCCACAACUGCCCCAACCCCUCCUGCACCGCACAAAGACCCCGGCCGACCUGAGAAAGGAGACUACCUGGUCAACAGAAGCAACGGUACUGCCUGUUUACUGGCAUCCAUGGGUCUCCAGCUCAACAUCACAUACAACUCGGUCUCGCAAAAUAAGACAGUGCAUGAUGUUAUGAACCUUCAGCCAAAUGUGACAAAGCCAUCUGGAUCAUGUGACUCAGACAGAGCCUCCCUGCUGCUCUCAACAGAUGCAGAGAAGACCAACCUCACCUUUGUCUUCACUCUGAAUGCCACUUCCAAUAAGUACCACCUGAGUGAAGUGUCCAUGUCAGCAGACUGGCCAGAUAUGAAAAAGCCCGUAUCCGUCAAUAACAGCAAUCUGGACUACCUGCGGGGCACCUUUGGGUUCUCAUACAUGUGCCAUGAGGAGCAAACUCUGAAUGUGUCCCAGGAUUUGUCCAUCAACACCUUCCAGUUGCAGGUGCAGCCAUUUGGCCUGACUGGAGAUCAGUUUGGAGCAGCUGAGGAAUGCCAGUUAGAUGAAGAUGACAUGUUGAUCCCCAUCAUAGUCGGAGCAGCUCUAGCCGGUCUCGUCCUCAUCGUGCUCUUGGCUUACCUCAUCGGCAGGAAGAGGAGCCACGCUGGCUACCAGACCAUCUGAGGUCACCUGUCACUCAUGUUCCCAGAGGCCAGAGCGCUCUCUCCCACCCUUAAGAUUAACCACUCUUUUAUGAGACUUAACACUCCACCCUGUCCCCCCUCUAUGCCUCCACCCUUCAUCCUCCCUGCAUAUGUGUGUGCUGUUCUCUGCCCUCAUCAGUAACACUAGUCAUUAUCACUUUGUGGAGGUUGAUAUGAUCUUUCUGAACUGACUCGCUCAUUCGUUAAAAAAAAAAAAGGUGCUUUGUUUGGAGAUUGUGAUGAAAUGGAGGAAAAAAAACCUACCGGUACUUCAUCAUGAAGGGGAUGGAUGUUGAUCAGAGGGUCAAUGAGAGUUCUCAACUUGUAUUGUACUAUUUAUGAUUUCUGUGAAAGGAAUAUUGAGGGACUGUGUGUUUUGAGGGAAAGGCUACUGUAGCGUUUCUUAUUGUUCAUCUGCGUUGUGGCGACCAUUUUUUGUGGUCUUGCCCUAAAUGAGGUUUGUUAUUAUAAAGGGAAUAUUUUUGGCUGUAAUUUAAUCCACUUCAAACACUAAAGAUCUGACUUAAUUUUGUUAUUGUAACUUGUGGUCCCAUUCAGCCGAAGUUUGCAGAUUUUUUGUUAACAUACUAAGAUCACAGAAACCUAAUCUUAAAAAGGACAUGUUAGGAGUCCCCUUCAUAGUUUAAAAUGCAUUUAGGAAUUGAUUUUGUUCACUGGGAUUAGUGACGAUGUGUCCCGUUGUUAAGGUACCCAACACAUUUUGUAUGGAGACUACACAAGCAGUUUUCAGCUUUGUAAGAUAAUUGUGUUUUGGCUUCUUCACUUCAUUUAGAAGAAUAGUUCAACAUUUUGGGGAAUGGGCUCAUUCGAUUUCUUGCUGAGAGUUGGAUGAGAAGAUCAAUACUACUGUUUAUUUGCUAAAUGUAAAGCUACAGCCAUCUGACUGUUAUCUUAGCUUAGCACGAUGCCUACCAGCAUCUCUAAAACUCAGUUUAACAUGUUGUAUUUAGUUUGUUUAAUCUGCAGAAAGGCCAAAGUGUAAUCAGUUUGGCUUGUAAACCCCCUGAAAACAACAAGGUAACAUUUUUGCAUUUCAAUUUGCAAACAUGAUAAAAGUUGUUUAUGGUGAGCUUUAGAAGUGCUGGUCGGCAUAUUUCUUUUUUUUUUAAAGACAUAGCCAUGCGAAGUUCCCCUGUUUCCAGUCGUUAUGCUAAGCUAAGCUAACUGUCUCCUGGCUGUAUUUUCAUUUUUUCAGUACAUGAGUGGCAUCAAUCUCCUCAUCUGAGUUUAGACACUAAUGUUGAUUUCCCAAAAUGUCAAACUAUUUGAUUAGUGAUGGGAGCCACUCUUUUGGAGUCUGUUGCUACAAUGUUCACACUGUAGGAGUUACAAUUGAUCAAUCUGAAAAAUACUUCAGUUUGGUUAGGUGGGUGAAAAAGCUCAGGACAUCACUGUAGGAGUGUAAUUAUCUUGAAGUGUUUAAGUCCACUGGGUGGUUUUGUUUGUUUUUCUUUUCCCCUGAAUAUGCCCCCACUUGGGAUUUUUCUUGCUGAAGGGGAAGGAGUUGCACUAAAGUUAUCUCAAAGAGCCCCCUGUAAGGACUAAAGUGGCCAAUAUAAUAUGUUCAGUGUUAAUCAGUGCCUUCCCAGCUGUAACAUAGAUGGGAUUAAAGUAAAGCCAAUACCAUAGAGGUACUCACUCACUCACUGACUCUGUGUGCUGCCAUGCCUGGGACACUGUCUCUGUGUCUCCCAUAGCCUUCAUGUACUGUUACAACCUACCAAUCGUAUGCAUUGUUUGAUGUAGGAAAAAAAUGAAGCGUUGUUUUUUUUUUUAUGUUUUUAUCCUCCUUGAUCUAAAUGUCCAUGCAGUGAUUUAAUAAGGUUUUAAUUGAUUUUGUUUGAGCUGUUUUCUAAAGGAGAGGUCAAUAAAAGUGAACGAAAGAGA